UCCACUUCGACGAGAGCAACCCGGAAAUGAUACUGGAGCGAAUAUCAACAAUUAUUUAGAGUGAAUAUCCGCGAAUUUAAUCCUGUGACAAUGUAACGACGUGGUGGUCAAACCGCAGCACGACUAUAGAUGACUCCUGGCUCCAUAAGGCAAUAAUGUGAUAUGAGUUCACACGAUGUUGUUUUCAUCAAACCAUGGAAUCAACAUUGUGUUGAGCGAGAACAACUCGGUAGCGUCAUGGCUUCUGAAACAACACCAGGGAUUGUGUAUCACCAACAAGCCUAUGUUGAAAGGAGGACAUUGUGAAUCUAACGGUACAAGGGAGUGGUCACCUGGCAAUCGGCCUUCUUCAAACUCUGCCCCAUGAUCUGAUCAGAACGGGUGAUGGUGGCUCGCUGCAAGAUGGCGUCCACUGGCAUCGUUUCCGGUUCAAAAAGGACCACACGGUUAUCUCCCUUCAGAGAGCCAGUGCCCAGACGGUGACCGUGCACCAAGGGAAGGAACUCGUGGAUACUGUUGAGCAUCGUCAUCUGAGCAAAGGAGCGGGGCUAUGGGUUUGCCUGGAUGUUCAGUCUGGCGAUAUGAAAAUCAAGAUAGAUUCUGAGACCAGCCAGAACCAAGGAUGUGGCUUCUUAAUGAACGCUCCACGUACCAUUGCCUUCAGCGAGACCUCGGGACCAAACAUUGUGAUCUCUAACGACACAACAAGCGCAAGUCUCGUCAAGCCUUACGGUGGCGCCCUCUGUGUAAUAGAUCAUCCGCUCAAGAAAGGGGAGGCAAUCCACUUCAGCAUUGCUCAAAUGAAUUUCACCUCAGUUGCAUAUGUGAAAGUCUUUCUGACAAAUAUAAUACCUGUUCUGUUGACAUUGAACAGUGGUGUGGACACCACAGGUAGGCUCUUCCCGUUGUUCAGUAUUGAUGUUGAUGCAGACCUCGAUGUAAAGCUGCAGAUCAAGGGCGACGGACGCGUGACCUACAGGGUCAUGACUGUCAAGAAGAGUGCCGCUGUACACGGCCUUGACCUGUCAAGGCCAGUCUUUGUCUGUAUUCAGCUAUAUCAGGUCAAGGUCAAGUUGACUCCACCGCCACAAACAAACGAAAUGGAUGAGUACUAUGGUUCAGUGCCAUCAACACCACUGGCUCUGCGACCAAUCCACUCUUCUCCGCCUUCAAUCGGAAGACCUCCCCGAGACACGCUUGUCAAGAAGCCUUGAAGACAUCAUAAAUACCGUGUAUUGUAUUUUUCUUGUGCAUACGGAACGCUGAUUUUUGUAAUUUGAAUAUGUAUGGCCAGUUUCAAAAAAGCACGAUCUGUUUACGGUCAUAAAGGAUCUUUGUGGUGGAAGAGUCACCUCCCUUUGUACACGGGGGUGUGGGGGGUGGUUGGGGGUGUUGACGAAGUUUAUGUUAAUUUCGAAGUCAAUUCUGGAGGUUUCUUGUCAUGUAAUCAUCUUGGAGGUGUAUAAUGUCAUAUUUUCGUCGUAUUUUAAUCUCGACUUUCCCUUUGUCAAAGUUUUAUCUAUUACUCUUUUUUGAAUAAACUAUGUAUAUGUA
Molecule: messenger RNA, 1554 nt
Organism: Haliotis rubra (blacklip abalone)
Lineage: Eukaryota; Metazoa; Mollusca; Gastropoda; Lepetellida; Haliotidae
Exons: 5
Coding region: 582-1214 (210 amino acids)
Source: RefSeq, a predicted model, not a curated record